Messenger RNA from Lytechinus variegatus (green sea urchin), 2608 nucleotides. It is a transcript of the gene shq1, whose product is annotated as protein SHQ1 homolog. Gene Ontology annotation, biological process: box H/ACA snoRNP assembly. The transcript is spliced from 11 exons. Gene Ontology annotation, cellular component: cytoplasm; nucleoplasm. Bases 121 to 2163 code for a protein of 680 amino acids. NCBI's taxonomy places the organism in Eukaryota, Metazoa, Echinodermata, Echinoidea, Temnopleuroida, Toxopneustidae. The record is from RefSeq and is a predicted model, not a curated record.
GACUGGAGCCAGCGGUCGAGUAGGAGCACUCUCUAAUCAAUCAAAAGUCCCUCAUUUCUCAUUUUCUUCAUCUAUUUUACAAUCACCCUAGUUCACAAGUAAAGAUUGACAAAGAUCAUCAUGCUAACUCCUGCAUUUGAGCUACAGCAAGAUUCAUCCUUUAUUAUUAUUAUCAUCAAAGCACGCUAUGCAAAGGUAUCCGAGACAGAAAUAUUUGUUGAUGGUAGAGAUUUCAAGUUUCAUUCAAAGCCAUAUUUCCUCAGAUUGAAUCUUCCUGGUCGUCUCAUUGAAGAUGGAAGAGAGAAAGCUUCAUAUGAUGUAGAUGCAGGAACAUUUACAAUCAGAAUACCUAAGGAACGUGAAGGAGAAGAUUUCCAUGGUUUAGAUUUACUUACUAAACUGUUAGCACCAUCUGGACAAACAUCAGCUAAAGAACCAUGUAUUGAAGUACUUGGUAACAAUGACGAGAAAGGUCAUGUGACGGGAGAAGAGGACUUUGAUUGGCAGGUUGAUCAGCAGCCAUAUUUUGGAGAUGAGGAAAAGGAAAAAAUGAAUGGACAUGUGUCAUAUGGCUUUGCUAAUAGGAGAAGUGGUGUCUUCAAGAGAUUAAGGGAUGAGAUCUGUGGAGUAGUAGACAUUGAAGAGGCAGAUUUUAUUUCUUUACCAGAAAGGAAGAAAGCUAGGAUGAUGGCAGAGAAAGAAAAGUUUGAUGACAGUCAUUAUCUAGCUGAUUUAUACCAAGAUGAUGCUAUCCAACCACUUCUUGAAUUCAAACCUCCAUGGGUUCAUAAUUACAAGAAGAUGAGAGAGAAGAUGGUCUUAGCUGGAAAAGCAGCAUCAAGUCAAGACUUUACUUAUACUGUUAACUUCACAGAAGACGAGAAGGAGUUGAUGAUGAAAUUGCCUCAUAAAGAAUUCAUCUUGAGUAAACUUGAGGUUGAUGGUGCCUUGCUUGGAGUAGCUGACAUUCUCUUUGCCUAUGCUUACAAUGUACGAUCAAAUGAAGGAGAAUAUUCUGUUGAGUCAGCAUGGACUGUAUGCAAGUUAAGCUCUACUUUAUCAUGCCUUGAUUGGUUCCAAACAACUCGUGAAAUGACCAUAGCUUGCUGCAGGAGGGCGCUGUGUUAUCCCUUGUAUCGAAGCUGGGCAUUAUGUCGCAAGUUACUCAAGGAUGUCAGGAUGAUACUAAGAUUAGGUCGCAAUCAGGUUUUGAAGUGUUUUUUUGAAAUCCACAAACUUCUGUCAAAUGAUGAGCCUCGUUACAUUCUCAAUGAUCUGUACAUUUCAGAUUAUUGUGUGUGGCUACAAUCAAUUUCAAAUGAAAGAUUUUCAGACUUGGAGCAGCAGAUUGGAGAGGUGAAGCUUGAGAAGAAAGACAUUGGCCUUGAUCUGGAUGACCUAGAAGAGGCAGCAUCGAUUGUAGAGAAUGAAGAGUUGAGGCAAAAUGGAUUAGAGCAAAAAGGCCACCAAAAGCCUGGUCACCUUGAUGCUCCACCUCAAGAACUGUCUCAAGAAGAAAAUUCUAUGGAAUCAGCGCAAGAGGUCAUUCAUCAAGUUGGCUACCCUGACCUUAUACUGAGAGACACUCCAGUUCCUGAUGUUGUGACAGCCCAUAUCAUUAGAGCAAAAGAGAUGGUUCCCUUGGGGAGGGAUGAUGCAGCUGUUGUAGAUAGUGAUGAUGGAGAUGACCCUGCUCCUGAUCAAAGUAUUGUGAAGGAAGGAGACAGUGGAGCUUCAUGUACGAUACCCCAAUCUUUCUCUGGUUCAGUCAGAGAUACAUCCAGUGAUAAUCAUUGUACACUUGAAAAUGACUUUGUCAAUAAGGUGAUGAUAUCAAGCAUGGACAGCUCAGAUAGUAGACUAGGUCAAGGUGUGCUCUCUUCAGUCAACAAGUCAGAUUUACCAAACAAUGAUUCUGGAUUGAAAAUUCUGCAUAUUACGAGAAAAGACGCAGAAGUCAGUGAUGGCUACGUUGAAAGUGGGAGAGAGGAUGAGGUUGAAGUAGUAGAAACAAUGCAAGAUAUGUUGAAUCAUCUCAGUUUAGAUCCACAUAUUCCAUCAUCAUCAUCAGGGCUUAAUAAAUUGUCAAGUACCAAAGACAAUUUUCCAGAAUGGGCUGAGACACCACCAACAAAGUUAGUUGAAAUUUUUGAAGAAAAAUGAUUUUUCAAGAGAAAUAAGUAUGAAUAUUUAAUGCAAUGAACUGAAGGAUUAUAACUUGAGUAUUUUGUCAUAAUUGUUCAAUCAAACUUUAACCCCAAUAUGACUGGGGGGCUGAUUCAGCGUCCCUCGACAUUUUUUUGGAAUAAAUCCGCCGCGCAGAAUUUUUUGAUCACUUCGCUUGCUGACUUUUUACUUUCAAAUCUCAUGCAACUUUUGAGACCAAGAUUGCGCCCCCCGGCUAUGUGAUUUUCAAAUCAUGUAACAUUUUGUAAGUGCAUGCAGACCCAAAUUACUAAAAAAUGUGAAUUUGUGUACAAAUCCAAGAAAAAAAUUCUUUUAGACAAAAUUCAGAAAUGUAUCAAAAUGUAUCACUAUUUUCCUUUUACUAAUGAUAAUCAAUUAAUUUCAUCAUAUUUAUGGUCAGUAUAAAGUCCCUGACAAUAAA